AUGGACAUCCGGGACAUCCUCUUCAUGUUUGGGGUCCUUCCAAUAUUCCCAAGAUCUUUGAACCCGCAAGAACGGCUCCAAAAUUCGGAUGGAUCCCCGGCUUUAAAACCAUUCAUCCAUCCAAUCAAUCCGUGCGCGGACCCAUGGCGGCAUAGGUACCCCGGAACAUGGUAUCCAUCCAUGUCGCCCACCGAACUUGUUUCUAGAGUAGAGUGGAGUAAAACAAGCAUGCUUCGAUUCCAUAUAUAUGAAUUCUCUCAAUGGAGGAUCCUUCUCGCAUCCAUGGAUAUAUUCUACAACCCUCGAAAGUUGAAACGGGGGUUCCUACCUCGGCAACAAAUAAGCAAUGCAAUUCGCCAGAUCGUCAAGCUUCGUGAGCUAUGUAAGCAAGGCAAGCUGCAUGCAUCAGUCCCGAAAAGCAAUAUAUCAACUGUCGCCAGCCAAUGGAGUAAUGGCCUCCCUGUCACAGCUUCUUCGUCUCUAGGCACAACCUGCCUACCCCAAUUUUCAACCCCCACAUCUCCCCCAAACUUCAACGGCCAUCUUUGCGAGGUCCUGGAAGAUAUAGAACACUUCGAUGUCGCCUCCCUCCACUCACUCACACUCACCAACCGCCGCUUCUCAAAGCUCUUCAACCCCUCCCUAAAAGCAGCCGCGGUCCUCCAAGGCAUCAACGGCAAUCCCGCACUCACCGUAGCCGCAAAGCACGGAUGCCUCGAUCUCGCCCGCCUCGCACUUACCAACGGCAAUGACGCAUCCACAGCAGACGCCCACGGCCAGACGCCCCUCCACUGGGCAUCUACAGUCGGCCACGCCCACAUCAUCCGUCUCCUCCUCGAGCACGGCGCCAAGCCACGGACCCUCAACUCCGCCGGCGCCGGCAUCACACCUCUAUACUGCGCCGUGAAGAACGGCCACUACGAAGCCGUCGACACGCUCCUCUCCUUCCAGUACGGCGCCCUCGUCACCGGCGCCGGCCGCGACGAACGCGGCGCCACAAUCCUCCACUGGGCCGCGCUCCGCAACCCGCACAUCAUCCAGCGGCUGGUGCAGUGCGCGCGCCUGUACAAGGACGUGGGCUUCGACAUCAACAUUGUCGACGGCGCCGGCGAGACACCGGUGCAUUGGGCAGCAAGGGCGGGGCAGUACCGCACGCUCAGGGCGCUGGUCGGUGCCGGCGCAAAGGUUGAUGUUGUGAGCGGUGUGGGCAAGACGCCGCUGCAUGUGGUGUUUGAAGGCACGCCGCAUGAGAAGACGAUCGAUGCGCUGCUAAAGGCAGGCGCGGGGAUCAAUGUGGAGGGACCGGGAAGGGAGACGGCGCUCCACAUGGCCGUCAAGUCGGAGGCGUGCUCGGCUAGCGUGGUCAUAUACAUGGUUGAGCAUGGGGCGGCGAUCGCGGCGCGGACGGACACGGGGGAGACGGCGCUGCAUCUGGCGGCCGUGCGCGGGAGCGAGCUGGUGGCGUGGUACCUUAUCGAUAACAAGGCCGACAUCGACGCCAUGGACUACCGCCAGAAGACGCCGCUGCACUGCGUGGUUGAUGUGGGCCUUGGGUUCUGGCGGAAUCCGCUCGUGAAUCUGUUGUUGGAGAAGGGCGCGAAUGUGAAGCUGGAGGAUAUGAAUGGGGAGACGGUGAUUGAUGCGGCGAUGAGGGCGGACUCGGGGCUGGAGGAGUGGGAGCGUGAGAAGAUUAGGGAGGUGUAUCCCGGGUGUGUGCCGUAUGUGCCGGUGGAGUACAAGGAGCCGGAGGAAUUUGUGCAGGCGCAGAUGAGGCCGAUUGACGAACGUCCAUCAUCAUGGAAAGUGUUUGAGAGAGAGAGCAAGAAGGAGGCUAGAUCGAGCCUGGAGAGCGUCAAGAAGCUGUUUAAGGCGACCAGGACUUCGAGGUAUCGCAUGUCCAGAUCUUAG
Molecule: messenger RNA, 1908 nt
Organism: Morchella sextelata
Lineage: Eukaryota; Fungi; Ascomycota; Pezizomycetes; Pezizales; Morchellaceae
Exons: 10
Coding region: 1-1908 (635 amino acids)
Molecular function (GO): protein binding
Source: RefSeq, a predicted model, not a curated record